AUGCAUCGAGCAGCACAGCUCGUGACGCGAGGUGUGUCGACGACGACGCGUCAUGCACUGGCGCGGGCGCUUGAGCAUGCUGAAUUGGUAAAGGAUAAAAGGCAUGGUGUGGAGAUGCUGGGUGUAUGGCGUCAAAUGAUGCGUGUAUUUGCGCGGCAAGGAAUGGUGUCCGAAGCUCUAGCUCUACUGGAUGAUAUGAAAGCGUGCCAUGUUCAUCCGCACAUCGAUGUACUUGAUAUGGCAUUGGAAGCAGCAGUGCAAGCAGAUCAUGUGGCUCGCAUCCAAGACGUAUUGUCGUACUAUGCUGCAGAACCUAUGCAUCCUCUUACCAUACUUUCAGGACGUCAUGUUGCGAAUUGGACGCCAACCACGUAUACCCACUUGCUUCACCACUGUGCACGCACAUCAAAUCUUGAAUAUAUGAUCCUACUUGUCAAUACCGCACGAGCGCGAGCUGUGGUACUGGGAGAGGAUGCCUUGCUACAUAUAGUGCGGUGUGCACACCAGGCUGGCGAGCCUCGCAUCGCGUAUGAUAUGGCUCGCAACCUCUUCAACAAUGCUUCUGCGCGCGUAUGGAUGAAUGUUUUACGCACAUGCGCCGUGCACAUGUACGCAACUGGUAUCCAAACGGCGUGGGAGCACAGUCGUCCUCUCGAGGCCGACGAAGGCCUUUUGAUCGCUAUACUACAUGCUGCGUCGCGACAUGGGUAUACAGAGUUGGUGUCUAGCGCACUGUCAUGCAUUUCUGAGCUCACAGAUGUCCACUUGAUUCCUGCGUGGGAAGCUUUUUGCGAAGCACAACAGUUCGACAGGGCGAUGGAUGCACUUGGCGAAUUGCAUGCGUGCGGUGCCGAAACACCUCCCAUGGCGCGUCUCGUGAGCAAGGCGGCCGAGAGUAUUGAUGCACUAAAAUGUGCAUCUGCGGCACUUUUACGUGCACCUCGGUCUGUGCCUUCGGAAGCAUGGAGUGCUGUCAUGUACGCGGCCGCUGAACUGCAGCACAUGCCGACCGCCCGGAUUCUGGGAUAUGCAGCGCCACAGCCAACGAGUGGCGUCAUCCAAGCGUGGCUGCAGUGCUGCCUAGACACGAAAGAUAGGGCCGAGGCAGAACGCGCAUGGUCCUUUAUGCAUGAGCAAGAUAUUAUACCCACCGCCACUUGCUUUGAACGUAUGGCGCGAAUGCAUUUGAUGCAGGAGCAGUAUGAAGAGGCAUUCACGCUAUUAGAGCAAACUAAGCAGUGUGCACUUGUUCCCACUCGCCGGAUGUACGCGGCCAUGAUAUGGACAUGCUGGCAACAUAAUGAUGAGCGUUGGCGCGAUUUGAUGCAAGAGAUGCAAGAGGCACGAUACGAGCCUGGCGAGCGACUUCGUGCGCUCAGUUGA
Molecule: messenger RNA, 1383 nt
Organism: Malassezia restricta
Lineage: Eukaryota; Fungi; Basidiomycota; Malasseziomycetes; Malasseziales; Malasseziaceae
Product: pentatricopeptide repeat protein
Exons: 1
Coding region: 1-1383 (460 amino acids)
Molecular function (GO): protein binding
Source: RefSeq, a predicted model, not a curated record